Messenger RNA from Lingula anatina, 4162 nucleotides. RefSeq names its product transient receptor potential-gamma protein. Gene Ontology annotation, cellular component: plasma membrane; cation channel complex. Lineage: Eukaryota; Metazoa; Brachiopoda; Lingulata; Lingulida; Lingulidae. Gene Ontology annotation, biological process: regulation of cytosolic calcium ion concentration; calcium ion transmembrane transport. The record is from RefSeq and is a predicted model, not a curated record. Gene Ontology annotation, molecular function: inositol 1,4,5 trisphosphate binding; protein binding; store-operated calcium channel activity.
CUUUUAAUCUCAGGCGCUUCUUUCGAAGCAUGGUUAAACCUAUCCAGGCAGUGUCAGGUGUAGGAGCCUGCAGAGACAAAUGGGAGGGGAUUAUACUUGACGUUGAUAAUCUCACUGCCAACCAUCAGCGAGAUUACUCUAUCAGAGAGCAAGAGCGUGCUGAGAGAGAGCGGUGUGAUGCAUUCUUGGUAAUGGGAAUCAGUGGUGGAUUACCUGCAGCAGAAACCUCAGGAAAAAUUCUUCUCCAAACCGCGGUACAUGCUGUGCACCAGAAACGUGGGGGAAAUUUGCCCGUCAUCCGGCUGUUGCUGAUCUGACCCGCUCCAGCACUAAAACUGUGGUGGUGAUGGUGACGCCAUUGUCAAAGAAUAUGGACACCAGAAUUAAGAACAGAAAGGUUGCUGUUUGAGGAGAAAUUAUCAGAUUUAAAUAUCAUGGAUAAAGUGUACCGAAAGUACCGUGAGCAGGUUUUGGCUGGGAAGAUCCAGGAUGAAAUUGGGAUCGAAGCCUUUCAGACAGAUCAUUUUGGCAGUGGCGUUGUCCGUAAGGAAAAUGAUCUGAACAAUGAAGAAAAACAGUACCUCCUGGCUGUAGAGAGAGGCGACAUGGCCAACGUAAGACGAUACCUAGAAGACGCGCCAGUAUAUUACAGCAUAAAUAUCAACUGUACAGAUCCACUGGGAAGAUCGGCGCUGCUUGUGGCCAUCGAGAAUGAGAAUCUUGAAAUGAUCGAACUUCUUUUGAGUUUUGGAGUUGAGAUGAGAGAUGCCCUCCUCCAUGCUAUUAAUGAAGAGAAUGUGGAAGCAGUAGAGUUAUUGUUGCAGUAUCAAGCAUCGCGGAAAAAAGAUUUGACUCUUAUGGGCCAUUCUGGAGAUCGGGACAUGGAGGGCUACCUCGGUGGAACCCCUUCAGAUUCCUUCACCCCUGACAUCACUCCCAUUAUUCUGGCUGCACAUAGAGACAAUUAUGAAAUCAUCAAGAUACUCCUGGAUCGGGGUGAUCGCAUACCAAAGCCGCACGACGUACAAUGCAGCUGUCGAGAAUGUGUAGCAAACAGUUCCGAUGAUAUUUUGCGACAUUCGCGAUCACGCAUCAACGCGUAUCGUGCUCUUGCUAGUCCUAGCCUUAUAGCACUGUCCAGCAAAGACCCAGUUUUGACUGCAUUUGAACUGAGUUGGGAGUUGAAACGACUGAGCCGAAUUGAGAAUGAGUUUAAAAUUGAGUAUGAGGGUUUAUCUGUGCAAUGCCAGGAUUUCGCAGUGGAUCUCUUAGACCAGACGAGGGGAUCUCAUGAACUGGAAAUUGUUCUAAACCAUGACUCGAGUGGUGCUGUGCCUCAUGAUUCAAGUCCUGAUAGGAUGAAACUCAGCCGCCUCAAGCUGGCCAUCAAGUAUAAACAGAAAAAGUUUGUAGCACAUUCAAAUUGCCAGCAACUCUUAGCGUCGCUGUGGUAUGAAGGUUUACCUGGUUUCCGCAGGCGCCAUAUUGCCUUCAAGGUUAUCAUGACCUCGGUCAUCGGCAUGCUGUUUCCAUUGUGGUCAUUAAUCUACAUCAUGGUGCCGAAAAGUUCUUUGGGAAAACUUCUUCGGAAGCCAUUUGUCAAGUUUAUAUGUCAUAGCUCCUCCUAUUUCACAUUUUUGUUUUUGUUAAUCCUCGCCUCCCAACACAUAGAAUCCAUUGACAGCAUUACAUUAUGGGGGGAGAGCAAGGCAAGCAGUAGCCUACAGCUUGGGGAGAUCCGUGGUGCUCCCCCUACCAUUAUAGAAUGGAUGAUCCUUCUGUGGGUGAUAGGUCUAAUAUGGGCAGAGAUAAAGCAGCUUUGGGAUGAAGGUGCCCAGGAAUAUAUACAGGACAUGUGGAACAUUCUGGACUUUGCCACAAACACAUUGUAUAUUGCUACUAUAACACUCAGGAUUGUGGCCUACAUGAAUGUUGAGCGAGACGUCUCGGGAGGUGUACCCACCAGAUAUGUCCCCAGAAAAGACUGGAACGCCUUCGAUCCCAACCUCAUCGCCGAGGGUACCUUUGCAGCUGCCAAUAUCUUCAGCACUCUAAAACUCAUCUACAUUUUCACUGUGAAUCCACAUUUAGGGCCCUUGCAGAUUUCCCUGGGGCGCAUGGUGAUGGAUAUCAUGAAGUUCAUGUUUGUUUAUUUUCUGGCAUUGUUUUCAUUUGCCUGUGGCAUCAACCAGUUAUAUUGGUACUAUGCAGCUGCCAGAAGACAAGAGUGUCAAGUCAGCGAGAAUGAGUGCAAGAAAAAUCAUGAGGCAUUAUCUAAUUUGUUUGAGAUUAUGCAAACUCUUUACUGGGGCAACUUUGGUCUAAUAGACUUGGAACAUUUUACUCUGAAGGAAGACCACACCAUCACACAGCUCUUGUUGAAGCUGAUGUUUGGAACCUAUUCUUGGAUUGCUAUUGUGGUGCUACUCAACAUGCUCAUUGCCAUGAUGAGCAACUCUUUCCAGAUUAUUUCAAGCAUGCAAGACACGGAGUGGAAAUUUGCCCGCUCAAAAAUGUGGAUGAGUUAUUUUGAGGAAGGUGGCACCCUCCCUGCCCCUUUCAAUAUCAUACCCACUCCCAAGACAGUCUGGAAUAUUCUGGUCUGGCUGAAGAAUGUUUUUUGCAGGUGCUCUAAGAGACAGAAGAGAAAUAGGUGGCAGAGUAUUAGGAAACUUGUUAAGAAAAUCCAUGACAGGGAACAGAAGUACCAGGCGGUAGUUCGAGACCUUAUCAAACGCUACAUCAUGUCCAAGCAGAGGUUCAAGGAAGACGAAGGGGUCACAGAAGACGACAUCAAUGAGAUAAAGACUGACGUAUCAUCAUUUCGUUAUGAAUUACUUGAAAUUCUACGGAACAAUGGCAUGAAGAUCCCAGAAUACACACAGAACAAACCAAGUUCGAGUAAGAAAAAACAACGUAAAAAACGAUAUCGAACCAGGUGAAAGCGUCCCAUCGCAAUCCGCAGUACGGAGCCAUAAAAUUCUUACAAGGAUGAGAAGACUGGAACAAAAGAGGAGCAAAACAAGAUUCUCUUUGCAGGAUCUUGACCGGGUGCGUCAAAGGAUUACAUCCAGCUCUCCAGAUCUAUAUCGGCAAGGGAACCAAUCAAGUUCAUUACGCAUGGCCCACAGUAAUGGCUUGAAGAAACGGCCAGAUUUGGAGACUGUGCAGGAAGAACGAUUUGAACGCUCAAAACACUGGAGUCUGAAAAACAAUCGAGGGCCACCGAAAAAUGUGCGUACCAAAAUGGUGCCACAGGACAGUCUUCAAGAUGAGGGAAUUGGGGAGUCCUUUGAUCAGCAGACGGUCGUCAGUGAGCCAGGUUGUACUACGAACGGACCUAAUGGCUACCUGAACAAUUCGUUUGACAGAAUGAAAGGAGAUGACAUUGAAGUAGUAUUGGACCCAAUCCAGUCUGAGACCACCACAGAGCAAGUUGUGGUAAAUAAUAAUUCAGAAAUUCUCCUGGAACCCAGAACCCUUCCAGGUUUUGAAAAAAGACGUCCCGAUACACCUAGUGAACAGAGGAGUCCCUUUACGAACAAGAGACUUGGGUCCAUCAAGAAGGCCAACUUCUCCUGGGGGAGUUCCGAGGAAAGUGAAAAUGAAGAUUGUGGCAACAUUGGCAAGCAGACAUAUUACUAUGAUGGAAAACCUCAACUAGAGGGUCUUCCUGAAGAGAAGUCACCAUCAAACUCCCCCAAGGGUGACAAGAAAAGUGAGAAUAAAACAGUUCCCACAACACAUUUCUAACUUCACCAUGUCCCCGUCUCUGACAAACCCUUUGUUGAAUGUCCAGUUUGUUAGCAAAAUUUUCAGUUAAAAAUUUUCAGUUUCAGUUAAGUCGGGUUAAUAGGUUCUAACAAGUAAGUACCUUGGUUUAAAAGGGUAUGUAAUUUUCCUUUCCCUUGUGCGUCCGUAGAAAAUGUUUCAGAGAAGUUAAAUGGUAUAUAUGCCACCCACGUCUCUCUAGAUCAGACCAUGUGUUCUUAUUACGUAUCUAUAUACCUCAUCUUUAUCUCUGCUGUAGAGAUAUACAUAACCUAGAGCAAAGAGUCGAGAAAACAAAUGAUAUGCUGUUAGCUAAGGUAGUCAUGGCCAGUAUCCAAAAUGGGAGCCUUUCUGAAAGGACUCCAACUUCUUUUACGUGGUACAUAGGAAA